Molecule: messenger RNA, 2700 nt
Organism: Sarcophilus harrisii (Tasmanian devil)
Lineage: Eukaryota; Metazoa; Chordata; Mammalia; Dasyuromorphia; Dasyuridae
Gene: MEI4
Product: meiotic double-stranded break formation protein 4
Exons: 4
Coding region: 11-925 (304 amino acids)
Biological process (GO): oogenesis; DNA recombination; spermatogenesis
Cellular component (GO): lateral element
Source: RefSeq, a predicted model, not a curated record
UAAAGACAGGAUGGAAGUUCAAACGUGGUAUUUGAAAACAUCAAAAUUGGCUCUGGCACUAGCAAUUAUCCACUCAAAACCACCAAACAGAAACAGUAGAGAAUAUACAGAGUAUCUUGCUAAAAUGCUUUCUGAUCAAAUUGGACACUGGAGAUCAAAAGUUGAAACUUUGGAAACUGAAGUUCUGCGAUUACGUCAAAAACUUCUUUUGAGUGAGAUCUGCCCAAGAUCUAAUGUAAAGAAUGGAAAUACAGCUGUUCCUCUGUCCUCUAAGGAGCUUGAAUGUCCUGAGAACAACUCCAGUCAGCUGGAAGACUCUGGGUGUGAUGUGUUAAGUGAAAAUAGAACUGACCCUUCAGAACUGUCCCAGAAUAUUGAAGAAAGUUUUACUUCAUCUUCUGAAAAUUCUGUAUAUCAACCACCCAUUGUGAAAAGCCAUUAUGCCCUCCAAGAAAAAACUUUAUCAUCUCAUCUGCAAUUUUUGCAACACGUUCUUGAACUGAAGAAUUUAACAAAGUCUGGUAAUUUGAAAACAGAUUUAAACAAGUUUGAAAGCAGCUAUUCCACAGUAUCUGAUUCUGUAUUUCGGUUGCUUGAUGAUCUGAUAAAUUUUUACAGUGACUCUAAACUCCCUUUCUCAAACUUUUUGACAGAAGCAGUUUGUAUUUUGACUAAGUUAAUUGAUGAUUGUAAUUUAUCUAAUCACAUACUUAAAACAUGUUUCAAGAAGUUGGAAGAAUUUGAGAAAACUCUAGUUCAGAUUAUUUUAAAGAACAGCAGUAUUAAUCGGUUUCAGGUGCAACAUUACAUCUCUAAUAGUCUGGUCAUACUGGGAAAGUGCAGUUUUUUAAGAAAACCUAUAAUAUCUCUGCUUCUAUCAGAAGUGAACAAAUUCACUGAGGAGUUGAGGAAUACACAUCAGUGAUGUGAAAACUUCAAAAGAAGCAGCCUUAAGGAUUUUCUAAUCCAACCUUCAUAUCUUGCUUACGGGGAAACUGAGAUCCUAAGAAGAAAAGAAAAUUAAAGAACAAUGGUCUUGUAGUUAGAAGAUCUGACUUUGAAUACUCUUACAAGCAAUUACUUUCUGGAUAACCCCAAAUAAAUCAUUUGGUCUAUCUGGGACUUGGUAUCCUUACUUGGAAUAUGGUAAUAAUAAUACUUGUAUUACCUGUCUUAUGGGAUUAUUGUGGAAAAAGCAUUUUGUAAACUAUGAAAUAAUAUGUAACUAUGAAUUAUAAUCACUUUACAUUGAAUGGAGCUUGCUGGAAUUUUAAGACAAGAAUCCAUUUUCCCUGAUUCCUAAUCUAGUCUUCAUUUUACUACACCAGUCCAACCAUUCAAUAUGUAUUUAAGUGCCUACUGCAUGUCAGAUACUCUGCUGGGCUGUAGGUAUAUAUAGAGAAAAAAAUGAAAUAGCCACUGCCCUCAAGGAACUUACAUUCUGCUUGUCAUAAAGAGGGGAGUAAAUUGGAGAGAUAAGAGAAGGUAUUAGAUAGAAAACAUAUAAGGAUAAAUACAAAAUAUAUCCACAAUAAUUAAGUGACUUCUAAAGGGAGAGCAUGUCUAAAAUAAAGAGUAGUUUGCUCUUUGUCCAAAGGUUCUGUUUAAUGAUAAACUGAAAUCAUUGAAAGAAUCUGAAUGAUAAUUGUAGAGAAAAUGCAAGGCAAAAAUUCAAAAACAGUUUUUAAAAAUCCAACUAUCUUACUUUAUUUUACAAACAAAAAAAAAAACAUAAUAGAAACUGGAAGUGUUCACAGCAAAUCCAACUAAUUAAUAAACUGAAUAAUUUCUAAUGAAGCAAAUUACCUUAUAAUAAAAAUAAAGUUUAUUUAUCUCUGCCCAGAAAAGUCUACAUGCUUUAUGAAAAUCAUCCCAGUUUUACAAAUUAUAGACAAAAAUAUUCUGUCUGCUUGAAGCAGCAUUUAAAUAAAAUGAUAAUAUUAUAAUAUUAAGUCCCCUAAAACACAAAUUAUUUUCAUGUAUCUAUCUUCUCAUCUGUCUUCAUUAUUUAUCACAUGCUAAGUUUUCAUAUCAUAUCUGUACUACUUGAUAUUAUAUGUUUUCCUGUAAAAAUCAGAUGCCCAGGAAGAGUGAUGCAUUGCAUAUAGACUUAGAACUGGAAGGGUUGAAAUGAACUUUAAAACUUAAAACUUAUCUAAACUACUUUGCCCUUUUUAUGCCACCUGUAAAACAAAAUCACCAAAGUUAAAGUUUCAAGGAACCUUGACAGCUAGUAAAUCCAAUUGCUCUUUGAAAAGCAAUUACUAAUGUAACAUGGCUUACAAAGUAGUUAUCCAGUCUUUGUUUUGAGGAGUUCCAGUGAAGGGGAACUCUUUACAUGCCUUGGCAUUCUAUUUUUGGACAGCUUUAACUAAUAAAAUGUUUUUUACUGAUGUCACACCUAAAUAUGAAACUUAUACUUUUGCUCCUCAUUUUUAGGCAACCAAAACAAUUUUAAUCCUUCUUCCAUCUUAAUAACUUUCAGUUACAUGAAGACAAUCAUCAUACCCUUUCUCUCUCCCAAUUUUCUUUAGAAUAAACAGCUCAAUUUCCAUCAACCUAUCUUUUUUUGGUAUGAAUUCCCCACAUUUGACUUACUGAGAAACAGUAUCAGAAAUUGUUUAGUCAUUUAUUGAAGAUAAUCAAAAGUAACUAAAAAGCAAAAUUUGAUGUGAGCCUAACUCUCCUGACUCCAAUUCA